GGUUCUCGAAGGUCGCGGUGCCAACCCAUUUCGCCCGUUUCCUUCUCUUGCCCUUUGGACCCCCAGGCAGUCCCAGACAGUGAAGAGCAGGACCUUUUCCCUGCUGUGGACCCAGGAAUAAACAGCCCAGAGCAAGAGUUAAGGGUCAGGCCCAAGGUCACGGUUUGGGGUCAGAGGCAGAGCCAAGAAAGAACCUGGGACUGCUGUCGCGUUCAGCCUAGCCAGAGAGAGAGGGCAGAGAAGGAUGAACCCCCACAUCUCCCUGCCCACCUUGCCCCUUCCUGAGGAGCAAUCAUUAGUGUGUACGUGCCUCACACACACCCAUGCACCUGCACAGGGAGGCACCCCACAAACACCCAUGAGCUAGUGCAGGGAUGCAUGUGUACAGCCAGGAGCUGUGUAUCCCCCCGCCCCAGGCCCCGCCCUUCUGCACCUUGGCUGGGACCCUGUCCCACCUUGCCUUACCGGGGGCCUUCUGGCCUGGGAAGAUGUAAGCCACACCCUGGUCUGGGCCCAUCUCUCACCCUCUGUUCCCAAUGGAGGAGGGAGAGGGAGGAGAAGCACCUCAGAGUGGGAGCCCCAUACCUGCAUGUGAAUAUAUGCUCCCUGCUCCCCUUGUCUCCCUUGUCCCUGGCAGCCCCUAGCUCCCCAUGGAGGUCCAGUGACCCUAAGAGCCUGCAGGGAAGCCCUGCCAGAGGACCUGACUUUAGCUGUCUCACCUUCCUGCCUUCUGGUCUCUCCAUGCUUACCAUCCACCCCCCUCACCCCUGUUCCACAAACACAGCUUGGAUUACACAGUGGGCUAGGUAGGGAGCUCCUGUGGCUCCUCUUCCCAAGCUCCAAGAAACAGUUGACUGGGGGGGGGGGGCGUCCAUAUACUGGGUACUUACUGUGGGCAGGGGUUACGCUGAGCUAAGUCUUUGCUAAGGACCAGUUCAUUCUGACAUUUCAAUGACCUUAUGACCUGUGAGGCUGUGAGGGAGGUGGGGUAUCGUUUGUUUGUUUGUUUGUUGUUAAUCUCUACCUAAGACCCAGGAGAUCUGAGACCCAAGAGGUGGAGUGACAAGCCUAGGGUCAUCUGAUUCUUGGGCAAAUGUUUCCCUCCUGGAAAGGAAAAAGCUGCAGUAAUUUUUUUUUCCUCCAAGAAGGAGCACCCAGGGGGCCAGGGAGCUCCUUUUCUCCCAGGAGGUGGCAACCUGCAAGUAUAGGAAGGGGCCACAGACUGGGACACCACUGAUGUCAGAAGCGAGCUGGCAGGUUGACUGACCACAGGCAGUCGCUCAGCCAGGGCCCUGUCAGUAUCAGCAUGAACUCCAGGAUCCCCCCUGCCCGGGGCUGGUUCAGCAGCCGCCCACCCACCUCUGAGCGUGACCUGGAGCCUGCCACAGAGGGGCCAGCCUCCGAGACCACCACCCUCAGCACAGAAGCUACCAGCUUUAAUGACACCAGAAUCCCUGAUGUGGCUGGUGGCACAGCUGGUGUGGGCACAAUGCUUCUGUCCUUUGGGAUCAUCACCGUCAUUGGACUGGCUGUGGCCAUGGUUUUGUACAUCAGGAAGAAGAAGAGGCUGGAGAAGCUCCGCCACCAGCUCAUGCCCAUGUACAACUUCGACCCUACGGAGGAACAAGAUGAACUGGAACAGGAGCUGCUGGAGCACGGGCGGGAUGCUGCUUCCAUGCAGGCUGCUGCCUCUGUGCAGGCCAUGCAGGGCAAGACCAGUCUCCCCUCUCAGGGCCCACUGCAGAGGCCCAGCCGGCUGGUGUUCACUGACGUAGCCAACGCCAUCCGUGCAUGAUUGGCCCGAGGACAGACCUGGACCUCUGGUGAAGACAUCUGCCAUGGUGCCCCUUGAGCUGCCCACUCCGUGAUUGUUCAGACCCACUCUCAGGACCCACACUGCUGAGGCCCAGCUGUUCCAAGGACCCACCUGCUGACUCUCUAGGCUCUAAGAGAGGGCCCUGGCCAGGCUGCACAUCUGGCUACUAAGGUCUCCUGAUUAGGAAGAGCCACUACUGGCUUCCUUGUGUCCUGCCCAGACCCCUCACAUCGGGGUCUGCUCCUCUAAUGUGGAGGAAGUGGAGGGAGAGAUGGGAUGGGAGGCGGAAUGGGAGGCGAGUGGGGAGGGGUUCCCCUUUGUCAGGGAGAGACCUGUCUUUGGAAGCUGGGGCCUCCUCUGGAGCAGGGAGGGGCAAUCAACCGGGUCUUGGGGACAGGGUGUGGUAGCACCCCGGCAGAAGCCCAGGGAUGGAACUAGAACUGCCUGGUGGGCAAGGAUGCCAGGAAGAGGGCUGCUCCUACCCAAGGCCCAACUGUAUCUUGGAGGGUCCCCAAGGCCUCCCAGUGCCUGCCGCCUCCCCCCUGGCAGCCAGCCAUUGGCUUGGUAAGGGGAAAGAAGGCAGGGGAAUAGGUGUAGAGGGCCCCAGGCAUGUGCUUGUGUGCAGGCAUGUGCCUGUCCCAGCACAGGGUAGGAGGGACAUGCUCUACAUGGGCUCCACCCUCCAAGUCCACCCUACCCCAUGAUGUGUGGGGUAGCACCAGGAUAGGCCGCUUACUCUGCCUCAGUGGUCAGGGACUGAAAGGAGAGGGAAGCCAAGGUGAAGGCCCUGCUGCCCACCACAUCACUUCACUGGGCUCUACAAGCCAGGUAACCUGCUUCUGAAAACAGUUCCCCAUCCUGGUGUAUACUGGGAAUCUAGGGUUGUGGGAGAGGCUACCGGUUAGAGGGCAGUGGUCCCAGGCUGUGGGGUAUCUGGGGACAUUCUGAGCGCCUGAAACGGGGUGGGGGUAGCCCUAUGAGAAACAGACCUAUUUUUGGAUAGCACAGCCCACCCACCUGUCAUCCACCCACCCCACAUCCCUCAGGAAUUCUUCUACCAGUCUGGGGCAUCUGGGCAAGGCAUGGGACCAAGCCAGACCCCACGAGCUGAGUGACUUUCUACUCUGGACGAAGAUGCCCAGAAGCAUGCUCUGUGCCCAGCCUCUCCACCAUUGCUGCCCUCCGCUGCUUGGAAGGGGACGCGGGGGCGGCAGCACAGCUCCUCUGUCGGGCAUAUAGCAUGUGUCAGGAGGGGAGGGCCAGGGAGACCCAUGUGGGGAAGAUUUGGGAUGUAUUCCCUCCUCUGGAGGUUAUAAAUACAUUAGCACUUGAACCAACUGGAGGGCUGUGGGUAAUUUAGGAUAUGCACAGACGCUGUAAUGGAACUCAGCACCUCCAUGUG
Nyctereutes procyonoides (raccoon dog) is the source of this 3218-nucleotide messenger RNA. RefSeq names its product chromosome unknown C3orf18 homolog (gene CUNH3orf18). The coding region runs from base 1307 to 1795 and encodes 162 amino acids. The record is from RefSeq and is a predicted model, not a curated record. Lineage: Eukaryota; Metazoa; Chordata; Mammalia; Carnivora; Canidae. The transcript is spliced from 5 exons.